Trachymyrmex cornetzi is the source of this 1308-nucleotide messenger RNA. Its product is annotated as CB1 cannabinoid receptor-interacting protein 1. Gene Ontology annotation, biological process: negative regulation of signaling receptor activity. Gene Ontology annotation, molecular function: type 1 cannabinoid receptor binding. Gene Ontology annotation, cellular component: plasma membrane. The record is from RefSeq and is a predicted model, not a curated record. Bases 201 to 701 code for a protein of 166 amino acids. Lineage: Eukaryota; Metazoa; Arthropoda; Insecta; Hymenoptera; Formicidae. The transcript has 2 exons.
GCCCGCGGCGCAGGUUGCAUCGCCUUCUCUUCUUGCGGCUCACCGAUAGUGCAUACCGGUGCGUCGGAUAGGACGUCGUCGCGCGGCACCGCCGGUGACACCGCGUGUCUGGUACAUACGCGGCCGUUCGAUAUCUUCUCCGGGGCAUCAACUCACUAAACUUGGAAGUAACUAUUAUGGGAUGUUUGAGCGGCGGCUAAAUGGGGGCCGAUGGACAUUUUCGCGUGACUUUGUCCCUCAAGAAGGAACCAGGUGCCGGUCCAGUCUUCUGCAAGAUGGAGACGUCCGCCAGGUUCCGGCAGCUGAAGACGGUGAAGCUGAGCUGCGACACGACCUACCGGCUCGAUAUUAGCUUCAAGCCGCCGCAACUGCUGCAGUUCCUGAGUAUCGGUGGCAAACAGGUAGAGACGGUUGAACGAGCAAGGAACACAGCGGCGUGUGCUUACAGCGCUUAUCACAGCACUAAAGAUAUCCCGGCGAGUUCACGUGGUCAUCGGGAGGAUCUGCCGAUCGCCAUGAGAGUCCUCGGCUCCGGCUACCUGACCACCUGUCUGCAGAUCAAAUACUACCGGUUGGAUGAUCAGAGCCACUGCGAGUGGGGUGCUAGAUUGCACUGCAUCGAGCUUGAUUGUUCCAGCGUUGAGGGACGUCUGGUCACGGUGGAUCGGGAGACGUACAGAAAACUCGGCAUAGAAUCUUAACAAAACGUCAUCAGCCUCACCGAUGUCGGCUCGUUGCCAGUUCAUUACAGCGAGAAACCCGACGCCGCGCCGCGUAGUGUCACAAUCGAUGCCUCUCGCACGCGAUUAUCGGCUGAAUACUUUAUGCCCGUAAAUGAUAAAUACAGGUUGUAUCAAGGCUUAUGUUCUGAUGAAUUAAGGCUAAGUACUUUUGUCUAGAAAACUUCAAAAUAAGCAUAAAGAUAGAAACGAUAAUACCAACGAGUGUAAUUUGACGAUUUUUAAUUUGAAAAAAUUACAAUACAUAAUUUUUUUAUUAAUGUAAAGAACAGAAGCCUAAAAAUUCUGCCUCUAUUUAAUUAUAGAUAUAAAUAUGACCCUAAUAUUUCGAAAAUUGGCCCUAGGAUGAACUUAAUAAAAUUAACCGCCAGGUUACUCUAAAUUGAGAGAGGCUUUAGUAUUUUCAAUUCAGUACGAUAAAUAUAAAUUGUGUCGAAAUUUCGAAGCAUUAUCACGAUCAAUGGAUAAUUGAGAUUAAUCGUUGCUAGUUGGCUAACAAUAUUGCGUUAAUGGUUGGCUUAAGUUAUUUAAAGAAGCCUGGCGUCUGAUCUUUUGAGGCUUCUUCUCA